This is a messenger RNA of Chlamydomonas reinhardtii, 3072 nucleotides long. RefSeq lists its product as uncharacterized. The record is from RefSeq and is a predicted model, not a curated record. NCBI's taxonomy places the organism in Eukaryota, Viridiplantae, Chlorophyta, Chlorophyceae, Chlamydomonadales, Chlamydomonadaceae. Gene Ontology annotation, molecular function: fatty acid binding; FAD binding; acyl-CoA oxidase activity. Bases 133 to 2184 code for a protein of 683 amino acids. Gene Ontology annotation, cellular component: peroxisome. Gene Ontology annotation, biological process: lipid homeostasis; fatty acid beta-oxidation using acyl-CoA oxidase. The transcript has 17 exons.
GUUCGGCUUAUCAUAAACUUGCUGCAAAUUGCUCACAAAACAUCAGCUGCAGACAACGAGCAAGCUUACAACGUUUCGGUGAAAUUCUUCUUUGACAACUUUCCUGCCGCGAGCUGCGAAAACUUUUCAACCAUGGACGACGCUACACGUCGUCUGCGGGUGGUGUCGGGCCACUUCAACGUGGAGAAGCCCGCUGCGCAGCAAAUGCGAGCGCCGUUUGACGUCGCCGAGCUGCAGCGCAUCAUAGACCACGACAACCACGAGCAUCGCCAGGCCAUGAAGGAUUUCAUGCGAAACGACGACGUCUACGUUCCGCAAUACGACAUCAGCCUGGCGGAGGAGCGCGAGCUGGCGCUGCAGCGGCUGCGGCGCAUCUGCCGCGCCGGCUUCAUUUCGGUGACGGACUUCCGAGAGAACCCCUUCCGCAUCUUCGCCGCGCACGAGGUGGCGGCCAUGUGCGACCCCAGCAUGGCCACCAAGAUGACGGUGCAGUUCAACCUGUUUGGCGGCACGGUCCUGAAGCUGGGCAGCGAGCGGCACCACGGCCCCUUCCUGCGCCAGAUCGACAUGUUUGACAGCGUGGGCUGCUUCGCGCUCACGGAGCUGGGCUUCGGCAACAACGCGGUGGAGAUGCAGACCACGGCGGUGUACGACGCGGGCACGCAGACCUUCGUGAUCAACACGCCCGGCAGCCUGGCCCAGAAGUACUGGAUCACCAACAGCGCCGUGCACGCGCAGUGGGCGGUGGUGUUUGCGCAGCUGUGGGUGGGCGGGCGCAAUGAGGGCAUCCACGGCUUCCUGGUGCGCAUCCGCAACGACGACAUGAGCGUGUGCGCCAACGUGCGUGUGGAGGACAUGGGGCACAAGAUGGGCUGCAACGGCGUGGACAACGGCAAGCUGUGGUUUGACAACGUGCGUGUGCCUCGCGAGGCGCUGCUGGACGCCUCCUCCUCCGUGUCGCCCGACGGCGCCUUCGCCAGCUCCGUGGCCAAGCCGCGCGACCGCUUCCUGCGUGUGGCCGACCAGCUGCUGAGCGGGCGGCUGUGCAUCGCGAGCAUGAUGCAGAGCGGCUCCAAGCUGGCACUAACCGUGGCGUUCAGGUACGCCGCCUCGCGGCUGUGUGUGGGCCCCGCCGGCCGCUCCGACACGCCCAUCCUGGACUACCAGCUGCAGCAGCGCGCGCUGGUGCCGCUGCUGGCGCGCACCGUGGCGCUGGCGGUGGGCCUGAACUACGUCAAGGAGCGCUGGGCCGCGGCCUCGGGCUUCGUGCCGGGCCAGAACGUGGACCCCGUGACUGCCACGGAGGUGGUGGUGCUGUGCUGCGCCAUAAAGCCGCUGUGCGCCUGGAACAUCGAGCGCUGCGGCACCGUGUGCAGGGAGCGCUGCGGCGGGCAGGGAUACCUGUCCUGCAACAGGUUCGGACACAUCAUCGGCUUCGCGCACGCCGGCAUGACCGCCGAGGGCGACAACCGCGUGCUGAUGCAGAAGGUGGCCAAGGAGCUCAUGGGCCUGGCCGCCAAGCUGCCCUCGCUGAGGGAGCGGCUGGCGGCGGCGGCGGCGCCCGCGCUGGGGCCGGCGCAGGUGGCGGCGCUGGCGGCGGGGCCGCAGGGCAAGGCGGCUCUGGCGGCGCUGUCGGACCUGUCCGGGCUGCAGCGGCUGCUGGCGGUGCGGGAGGGGCGGCUGCUGCGGCGGCUGGCGGCGGCCAUGGCGGCGGCCAACGCGGCUGCCGGGGGAGCCGUCAGCGCCCAGGAGGCCACGUUCGAGGCGUGGAUGAAGCACGAGAGCGACCUGGUGCAGGGCACGGCCAACGCCUACGCCGAGCGCGAGGUGAUGGACGCGCUGAUGCGGCUGCUGGCGGCGCCGGCGGGAGGCGGCGGCGGUGGCGGCGCGCCCUCUGCCGGCGUGGCGGGCGUGCUGCGUGCUGUGGCGCGGCUGUUCGCGCUGUGCUGCGUGGAGGCGGACCUGCCCUGGUUCAUCGCGGAGGGCGAGCUGCCGGCCAAGGCGGGCCGCUCGGUGCCGGAGGCGGUGCGCGAGGCUGUGGCGGAGCUGUCGCCCGCCACCUGCUCGGGUCUGGUGGACUCGUUCGGCAUCCCGGACCACCUGGUGGCGGCGCCCAUCGCCGGAGACUGGGCGCGCUACAACCAGGUCGACAACAAGGGCGAGCUGUUCGGCGUCAACGUCUGAGAGUGACGUGCAGUGCACUGGCGGGAGGUGCCAGCGGGGGGUGCCAGCGGGGCGGGGGGUGCGUCAUGCGCGCACCGCUGUACGUACACGUCAGCGCCCCGGCGGCACGUUUGGCCUCUGGACCUGGCGGAACGAGAACUGGCAUGAGAAGAGGGCGCGAGGUCUGGCGCCGUGAGAAUGGUUUGUUGGUGGAUGAUUGCGAGGAUGGGCGGGCGGUGAUGGGAAGGUACCUGGCAGAUUAUUGCCAAGGCCACGGAGUCUGGAGACUGAGGUGCUUCACUGUGUUUGCCAUUGCGUAGAUAGACUAGAGCAAAUGCGAAGCUGCCAGGUUGGCACGCGCUGCCAAUGGCACGCACUUUGCUGGCUGGCUGUCCCGGCGCCCUCGUGGCAUUUUGGGGGGGCCUUACAGACAUCGUCGGCGCUUGUGUUACGGACCAGUAUUCGUGUCGGAUGGAUCUACUUCUUUCGCUGGUGUGAUGCUGAGCGUGCGUCGUGCAAAGCCCGGGUUCUGUGUAUGUUCGUGUUCGGAAGCGGAAGCUGCAGUGGCGAUGGCGGUGGAUGGUAAGCUCUUCAAACAGCGCUGAUGCUAGCUAGCUGGCCAGGUUGUGAUUUUAGGUCACGAUGUUAGUUCGUGGAGCCAAACAACAAUCACUGGCAUAUGCACAUCACGCGGAGCCGCCAUGACACACAGCCGCGCGCACACGGCGAGAUUCUUUUUGUUGUUGUCACGUGUGUGAGGUUGCAGGGGCGAGGCAGCCAAGGCGUGUGGCACAGCAGUUGAUGAGGAAUGAAGGGAGCUGCACCGCUGCCUUGUGGACGCAACCCGUAUGCCCAGUGUGGUGUGCCCCUGGGCCUGGAUCUCUGGACGGACGUUUAAAGCAAGCCCCA